AUGUCUGCGCCACCCCACAAACAGAUGUCGGGCACUCCUCCGCUGCCGGCAACGAAUGCUACCAGGCUCGAGAAAGGUCAUCCUGGAGUGCGCCGCUCAACUCCUGAUUCCGAAGCGCUGGCUUCUUCUGAUGACGACGGCGAACACAACCCUUUGUCUCAGACUAUCACUGCACCAGCAACGAAGCCUGUACGUCGGACAUCUUGGCUAAAUGAGGUGCCCAUUUCCAUUCAAAGGAAGCAUUCACUCCCCGGUGGACCUCUCGCAUCUGCUCCUUCCAAUCCCGCUAGCCCAUCCGGUGAUCAGCCACCGUGGGCUUCAUCUACCAGUCCUGGCCUCAGCAGCUCCUUCAAUUGGAAUCAAUCUGGAGGCAGUCAGUACCCGUGGGGAACUGGUAUCUGGAACACAGAAUCUCGCAAGGAACCCCCGCCUCGUCUGUCUGAGAUUGUACCCUCCCCAACUAUGACCAACCCGCCAGCUGUAAACGCCUCGCUCGGCGACGAGAUGCUCAGUCCCAUCACCCGCACCAUCUCGGGAGAAUCGGCCAUUCCCUUCUCAAUUCCCCUACAUCCAACCCCAAAGACCUACCGUUCGCAAUCUUACUCUGUUGGCCAAAUGGACCCUGAGUUCCUGGGACUUGCAGCAAACAAGCCUAGCACCGGCGGUGCGUAUCCAAAUCCUAGUGGUCGUUCUCGCGGCCCUGGUCAAAUGUCUUCUGGCCAACCUCGGGCCUCACGACCAAGCGUACUCGGCGAGUUGGGACACGAUUCUGCAAUGCUCGGACGUGUCCGUGAAGACGACGACGGAGAAUCAAGCCUGGGCUCUGACGGUGAUGUCGCCUAUUCUGCCAGCCAAGCCAGAACGAUUGAACAACUUGCACGCGAGAAUGCGCUCUUGCGCCAGGCUGCAGCUGCAGGUCAAAGGGAUAAUCGCUACCGUGACCGUGCAUCUUCCUCUGCAUCAACUGCCAGUGGUCUACACGCAGCACAUCGCAUCCACGGAGGUGUUCCGGAGGAAGAUAUCGCCCCCGAGGAUCCAGGGGAGUUGCGCGAUAUCCAUGGAUACGGCAUCAUGCGCGGCAAUACCGGGCGACGCUACUCGGAGCAUUCGGCGAACCUGGAGCAGCAGUUUUCAUCAUUUGCUUCCUCGCCUCUGGAGAAUCGCGCCCUCGAAAACGUACGCAAGGGCCACUGGCAGACUUCUCUAGGGUUUGGAAGUAUGGCCGAUAUUCCGCAAAGUCGCCGUCACUCAUUCGCUGAUAUACCAAUGCGCCAUGCCUCCGUCAGCUCGGUUGACUCCCAUGCGACAGCCACUCCUCGAGCUGCCUUGGGAGAACGAGAUGACGGAUACGGAAAUGCGGGUGACUAUCCCAACCCGUCCAUGCAGCCUCGUGAGUAUUCGGCUCUCCAUCAAUAUCCCACUGAGCCGGCUCUAAAUCCAACUCAUUUGCCAGAAUCAUAUUAUCCCCGCGAGCAAACUCUACGUGGAGACGGCACCUCUGGCAUUCCAGCUGCCCUCAACCAAUACGCCAUGUCUGGAGCCUAUGGCCGGCAACCACCUGCACUGUCGCAUGCCCACCAGAAUCAGCUUCUCUAUAUUGUCACUUUCAAGUGCCAUCGCGCUGAUGUCUUCUACAUUCAGGAAGAUACCGGGCUCCAGGUGAAAUCAGGCGAUCUUGUUAUUGUUGAGGCCGACCGAGGCACCGAUCUAGGCACUGUCCAACAUGCCAAUGUGUCGCUCCAGAAAGCGAGAGAGCUCAAGCAGCAGUACGCCGAAGAGCACUAUAAAUGGCUCAUGAUGUUUUCCCGACAGGGUCAAGUUGAGGGCUCCAAUGUUGGUAAUCCGGGUUUGAACACACGCGGUGCGACAGGCGGAAUGGGCCCUCAUGCCCCCGGUGUCCAAGAACCGGCUACAGACAUCAAGCCGAAACUUAUCAAGCGUCUUGCGCAAAACCACGAGAUUCUUACCCUGCGCGACAAAGAAGGGAACGAAGCCAAGGCCAAGCGGGUCUGCCAACAAAAGGUCGUUGAGCAUCGCCUAAAUAUGGAAAUUCUCGAUGCCGAGUUCCAGAUGGACUGGAAGAAGCUUACUUUCUACUACUUCGCCGACUCCUACAUCAACUUCAACUCGCUGGUCACCGACUUGUUCAAGAUCUACAAGACGCGAAUCUGGAUGUCUGCGAUCAAUCCGGCCUCUUUUGUGACACCUCCGUCUGCUGGUCUUCCAGGACCUGGUAGCAUGAGCAACCCACUGUACAGCCAAGAUCAACAGCACCCAGAUCGUCGCCAUCAACACGAGGGUAGUGCCUAUGGUGGGCGAGAUCCGAUCGACGCCGGUCGUGAAAACAUGCCCAAUCCAGUGGGUGCGCUUCGAACAGCAUUCACCGACUCUUACCAGCCCUUCGCUCAACCCACUCGUCAGAUUGACACCGCACAAGGCGACCCUUUCGGUCCUAUGGACCCAGGCUUCGCCGACUACCCUUCUGGCGGUGCCGGCAACGCUGCGGCUCGCAUGCACCCAGCACAAACUGAGUGGACAAGUCGAUUCCAGGGUCUCUCACUCAAUUCGUGA
Molecule: messenger RNA, 2571 nt
Organism: Penicillium cosmopolitanum
Lineage: Eukaryota; Fungi; Ascomycota; Eurotiomycetes; Eurotiales; Aspergillaceae
Product: PSP1 family protein
Exons: 3
Coding region: 1-2571 (856 amino acids)
Cellular component (GO): cytoplasm
Source: RefSeq, a predicted model, not a curated record